Molecule: messenger RNA, 1347 nt
Organism: Puma concolor (puma)
Lineage: Eukaryota; Metazoa; Chordata; Mammalia; Carnivora; Felidae
Source: RefSeq, a predicted model, not a curated record
AUGAACGGAGAAGCUGACUGCCCCACAGACCUGGAAAUGGCCGCCCCCAAAGGCCAAGACCGCUGGUCUCAGGAAGACAUGCUGACUUUGCUGGAAUGCAUGAAGAACAACCUUCCAUCCAACGACAGCUCCAAGUUCAAAACCACCGAGUCACAUAUGGACUGGGAAAAAGUAGCAUUUAAAGACUUUUCUGGAGAUAUGUGCAAGCUCAAAUGGGUGGAGAUUUCUAAUGAGGUGAGGAAGUUCCGUACGUUGACAGAAUUGAUCCUUGAUGCUCAGGAACACGUUAAAAAUCCUUACAAAGGCAAAAAACUCAAGAAACACCCGGACUUCCCAAAGAAGCCCCUGACCCCUUAUUUCCGCUUCUUCAUGGAGAAGCGGGCCAAGUAUGCGAAACUCCACCCUGAGAUGAGCAACCUGGACCUGACCAAGAUUUUGUCCAAGAAAUACAAGGAGCUGCCGGAGAAGAAGAAGAUGAAAUAUAUUCAGGACUUCCAGAGAGAAAAACAGGAGUUCGAGCGAAACCUGGCCCGGUUCAGGGAGGAUCACCCUGACCUAAUCCAGAAUGCCAAGAAGUCGGACAUCCCCGAGAAGCCCAAAACCCCCCAGCAGCUGUGGUACACCCAUGAGAAGAAGGUGUAUCUCAAAGUGCGGCCAGAUGCCACUACGAAGGAGGUGAAGGACUCCCUGGGGAAGCAGUGGUCUCAGCUCUCGGACAAAAAGAGGCUGAAAUGGAUUCAUAAGGCCCUGGAGCAGCGGAAGGAGUACGAGGGAGGCUCAGAGAAGCCCAAGCGGCCCGUCUCGGCCAUGUUCAUCUUCUCUGAAGAAAAGCGGCGGCAGCUGCAAGAGGAACGGCCCGAGCUCUCAGAGAGCGAGCUGACCCGGCUUCUGGCCCGCAUGUGGAACGACUUGUCGGAAAAGAAGAAGGCCAAGUACAAGGCCCGGGAGGCUGCGCUGAAGGCCCAGUCGGAGAGGAAGCCAGGCGGGGACCGCGAGGAACGGGGCAAGCUGCCUGAGUCGCCCAAGAGAGCUGAGGAGAUCUGGCAACAGAGCGUCAUCGGGGACUACCUGGCCCGCUUCAAGAAUGACCGGGUAAAGGCCUUGAAAGCCAUGGAGAUGACCUGGAACAACAUGGAGAAGAAGGAGAAACUGAUGUGGAUUAAGAAGGCAGCCGAAGACCAAAAGCGAUACGAGGUAACCAAUCCAAAAGGUGGUAUCUCCAGAGACCAGUCUUCCAAGCUGCAAAUCUGUGUAGAUUUCUGUGUGCCCUCUGGAAUAUCUGCCAGGCACCUCACCUCAAGACCCAAAAUGAUCGCCAACCAUCUGGUUAUUCAAUCUAGAAACUAG